AUGGUAGAAAAUCAUCAUUCGUCUUUAGAGGAGGCAAAUACACCCGUCCAGUCCGAUGGUGAUGUGCAGAAAUCCGAGUUGGCUGAAAUUGAUGGACCAUCGUCGAAAUCUUCACGGAUUGCAGCAGGGGAAUCGAUUGCAGACAGCGUUCGCAACUUCCUUGAAAUACGCCAAGGUGGCAUUCCCGGUGACACUGGAGUGGUCUUUCACAAGAUCUCAGCCAUUGGAAGCGGAACCGGAUCACAAGAUGCACCCACCGUCUCAUCGGCAGCCGAGUCGGCUUUUGGGCUGUUGAGUCCUCUACAAAAUCGACAAAGGAAACAGUAUUCUCGACCCAUUCUCAGCGGAUUCUCAGGCACGAUCGACCCCGGAGAAAUGUUGUUGGUACUAGGUAAACCCGGGAGCGGGUGUACAACUUUCCUGAAGACCCUGUCGGGCCUGUGGGAUGAAUAUAAGGAAAUCCAGGGUGAACUCACUGUGGAUGGUCACCCACUGCUAGAUGUGAUGGCACAGCGACCACAGGAUAUUCUCUUCUGCGCCGAGUCUGAUGACCAUUUUCCCACGUUGACUGUGGCGGAGACCCUACGCUUUGCGACCAGAGCACGAUGCGGCCCCGAAGUCUCGGCCACUAAAAUUGACACGAUGGUUGCUCAGCUAGCCAAGCUAGUUGGUCUUGAAACCGUCUUGAAUACGAAAGUGGGAGAUGCGAAGAUACGAGGAGUCAGCGGCGGAGAGCGACGGCGAGUGUCUUUGGCGGAGGCCCUGGCCACUUGUGCCCAUCUGAUUUGCCUGGAUAAUCCAACACAAGGACUGGACUCAUCCACUGCGGUCGAAUUCAUGGAAAUGAUGCGUGAGUGGACGACACAAAGUCGAUGUGUGGCCGCGAUGAGCGUCUACCAAGCCAGUGAUGCAAUUGUCUCCUAUUUUGACAAAGUCCUGGUGAUCAACUCUGGCCGUCAGAUCUUCUAUGGCCGUGUACAGGAAGCGAAGGCAUAUUUUGAAGAUCUCGGGUUUGAGUGUUUAUCGACCACCACCGUCGCUGACUUCCUUAAUGUGAUGUCCGCUGAUCCAGACGUGCGACGAGCCCAAGAAGGCAGGGAGAACCAGGUCCCACGAACGGCGGAGGAGUUUGAGCGUGCUUUCAGUGCGAGUCCUAUCUACCAGGAAAUGCAAGUGUCGGUACAAGUGGCCAAGGAGCGUUCCCAAGCCCAUCCCAGUCCCCUUGUCAAAACAUCGGCCUUUGCUCUCCCCAUCUGGCAUCAGAUUUGGUACUGUGCCAGUCGCCAAUUUCGCAUCGUCACCAGUGAUUAUAGCUUGUGGGCGGUGGAGCUCGCCACAAUCGUCGUUCAAAGUCUGGUGUUGGGCACGCUGUUCCGAAAUCAGCAGCGAACGACCAAUUCAUUGUUCAUUUUCGCGUCUUCUUUAUUCUACUCUGUCUUAGUCCCGGCACUGCAGUCCAUGGCUGAAUUUGGCAAUGGAUUCGCUCAGCGACCGCUCAUCCUGAAGCAGAAGCGAUACCAGAUCUCUCGCCCGAUUGCAUACGCUCUCGGCUUGGUCACCACGGAUGUUGUGUGGAAGGUGGCAGCGAUCUGUUACAAUAUCCCCCUGUACUUCCUGACCGGAUUUCAGCGGACGCCCGGAAAUUUCUUCACCUGGUUUCUGAUUAUCUACCUUGAGCAUCUCGCCCUGUCUAUGUUCUUUCGCUCGGUGGCCAUAUUUUCUCCCAACAUGCAUCGGGCUGUGCUGCCGGUGGGGAUUUUCUUUAAUAUGUAUGUCCUCUAUACGGGGCUUUACGUUCCUGCACCACAGAUGCAGGUAUGGCUUGGGUGGCUGCGAUAUCUAAAUCCCUUGUAUUAUGCAUUCGAGUCCGUUAUGGUGAAUGAAUUCGGAGAUCUGAGCUAUCAGUGCAGUAUCUCGGAUCUGGUCCCAUCAGGGCCAGGAUAUACCGAUAUAGCCCACCAGGUCUGUACCGUGGUGGGAUCUCAACCCGGGGAUCGUCUUCUGUCCGGGGAUUCGUACAUCCACGCCCAGUAUGGAUUCAAAACCUCCCACCUCUGGCGGAAUGUAGGGAUUAACGCGGCCCUAUUCGUUUUCUUUGCCCUUUGUUCAGGGAUCGGGAUGGAGAUGCUCAGAACACCCGCAGGUCAACUAGCCACAGUUUUCUACAAGAGCAGCUCACGAGGAAUUCACCGCCGCGAUAAAAUCGAUAAUGAAACAGGAUCAGUCCACGGAAACGACAUUUUGGACGCAUCGGCUGGCCAAGGCAACGACGCAAAUCGGUCACAAGCAAGUCAGAGUAACGCCCUUUCAUGGACCAGUCUCUGUCUUGACAUCAAAACCAGAGAUGGCGAUCAGCGUCUGCUUAACAAUCUGAGUGGCUCGAUCAAGAGUGGACAACUCAAGGCUCUAAUGGGGGUCUCGGGUGCCGGGAAGACAACCCUGCUGAACGCACUGGCUGGUCGUUCCACCAUUGGGACUCUCACAGGAACUCUGGCGCUCAAUAGUCAAUUGCUUCCCACGUUCUUCCGAAGUCGAAUGGGCUACGUGCAACAGCAGGACAUUCAUCUUCCUACUCAGACAGUGCGCGAAGCAUUGCAAAUGACGGCGCGACUUCGACGCCCAGAGUCCAUCCCUCUGGUGGAAAAAAAUGCCUACGUUGAAAAGGUGAUUGAGUGGUUGAAUAUGGAGCACAUUGCGGAUGCCCUAGUUGGUGUCCCCGGGGCCGGCCUCAAUCUCGAACAACGGAAGAAAGUCAGUAUUGGCGUGGAGAUGGCAUCCAAACCAGAAAUCCUAUUCCUGGAUGAACCGACCUCGGGUCUCGAUGGCCAAUCCGCGAUGCUGAUCGCUCGCUUGCUUCGUCGUCUGGCAGACUCGGGACAGGCCAUCCUGUGCACGAUCCAUCAACCGGCAGCAGAGCUCAUCGACCAGUUUGACAAGUUGUAUCUGCUGAGCCGCGGAGGGAACUUGGUCUAUGAUGGUCCUCUUGGAACUCGCUGCCACGAGGCAAUCGAGUAUUUCCAGUCUCGGAGUCGCCCCUACGGCUCAGAAGAGAACCCGGCAGAAUAUUUCCUGGAGGUUAUUGGGGCUGGGUCUCGAAACGACGCCCAUAUGGAUUGGGCUAGUCUCUGGCAUGACAGCCAGCAGGGCAAGGAGCGAGAGAAGGCAGAACAAAGUCUGGUCCCUGCCGCAGAACACUCCCCACCGCUGGAGCAACAGUCCCUGUAUUCGGUGCCGUUCCAUGUCCAGCUGUGGGUGGUGGUUCAGCGAACAUGGCUUUAUUAUUGGAGAGAACCAGAUUAUGUCACAUCGAAGCUCUGGAUGAGCGUCGGAAACUCCCUCCUCAACUCCCUCACCUACUUACAGUCUCCCAACACAGAGCGAGGGGCAUAUAAUCGGGUCUUCUCUGCUUUCAUGUCUCUCAUCGUGGGCCCCCCUCUAGGGCUUCAGGUGCAACCACGCUUCGUGACCCUGCGGGAUAUUUUCGUCCACCGAGAGCGAGAGAGCUUGACCUAUCACUGGCUAGCAUUUGUCUUAUCUGCAUUCAUCGUGGAACUACCCUUCACAUUUCUCAGCUCGCUAGUCUAUUGGUUGUUGUGGUACUUCCCCGUUGGCUAUUUCUACGCCCCCUCGCGCGCAGGGUACAGUUUUCUCAUGUAUGAACUCUUUGGAGUCUUUGCUACUAGCCUAGCCCAGCUGUGCGCAUCGCUGAUGCCCAACAUCGAGGCAGCCUUUGCCGCCAACGGAUUCUUCUUCAUGUUUUGUAACACCUUUGCGGGGACGCUUUCUCCAAAGCCAGUGACACCCUCGGGUUGGCGCUGGUUUUACAAUAUCUCUCCCCUCUUCUAUUUGGGCGAGGGUGUCACCGUGGACGUGCUACAAGAUUUACCCAUCCGAUGCGAGCAGUCGGAGGUUUCAAUCUUCUACGCGGCGAAUGGCACGACCUGUGGUCAGUAUGCCAAGGAUUUCCUGGAAAUUGCUACGGGAUAUUUGGUUAAUCCCACCAGCACGGCGGAGUGUCAAUAUUGCCGGUAUCGCGACGGACAAUCAUACUACCAACAAUACGGCUAUGAGUUUGCUCAUCGGCAUCGGAACAUUGGCGUUUUCAUCGGGUUUAUCGCGUUCAAUUUCACGAUGGUUCUGGUGAUGACCUAUCUUACCAAAACACGCCGCCAGUGA
Penicillium roqueforti is the source of this 4176-nucleotide messenger RNA. RefSeq lists its product as uncharacterized. The transcript is spliced from 7 exons. The coding region runs from base 1 to 4176 and encodes 1391 amino acids. Gene Ontology annotation, biological process: transmembrane transport. Gene Ontology annotation, molecular function: ABC-type transporter activity; ATP binding; ATP hydrolysis activity. Gene Ontology annotation, cellular component: membrane. NCBI's taxonomy places the organism in Eukaryota, Fungi, Ascomycota, Eurotiomycetes, Eurotiales, Aspergillaceae. The record is from RefSeq and is a predicted model, not a curated record.